Penicillium samsonianum is the source of this 984-nucleotide messenger RNA. RefSeq lists its product as uncharacterized. The record is from RefSeq and is a predicted model, not a curated record. The transcript has a single exon. Bases 1 to 984 code for a protein of 327 amino acids. Lineage: Eukaryota; Fungi; Ascomycota; Eurotiomycetes; Eurotiales; Aspergillaceae.
AUGACCCAGCUCACAGAAGACGCAAAGCAAUACCGAGAUCCGGAUGACCGAAUAAUCGAUGAUGUCAGCCGGGUGGUCAUGCAAUUGACCAACUUUUGCGCGGCCCUCAAAGAUGGCAGUAUCACACAGCCCAGCGAGAUUAUCCGCCGGACUCUAAAUCUUGACGCGGACCUCACGUCAAUACUCCUUACUGCACCUCCCUCGUGGGGGUAUAAAACAGUCAAGGUUCCGCUGGUAGACGGGGAGCCCAUCACCAACACCGUUUGGGGUGAUAGUUAUCAUGUGUAUCGCGAUCUUUCCGUGAGCGGCCUUUGGAACAAUGCUCGCUCUGCGCGACUCCUAAUGCAUGAAAUGCUUCUCGAGGCUGUGAAAUCACUUGAAAAUUCAUCACCGGGAAGCAGCGGCCUCCACCAACAACAAAUUAUUGCGAGCCAAAGCCGACAAAUUGCGCACCAACUCGUGGAUGAUAUCUGCGCUAGUGUGCCUUUCCAUCUGGGCAUGGGCGUGGAGGACACCUAUGAAUGGCGAUCUUCUGACCAAAACGUCGGCAGUGAACCAUAUCCUAUCGCGCCAGGAUUGGAAAAUUUGGAUGGCUCAUUUCCCACCGCAACUUUACCAUGGGCGUCAAAGCCCGCAUUUCCAUCUACUGAGAGGGCCUCAUCUUUGGAAACAGACGCAGCAAACCUGGGAUCCUUCCUGCCCAACAUGAACAUGGAUUCGGAGACCCACUAUGCCGCGCCUCUGCCUCCUAGUUUCGAGGUAUCAGGGGCAGGGGGCGUCACUCUGGUGUGGCCUCUGUUGAUUGCUGCAAACUCUGGUUUUGCAUCCCCCGAGCUACGAAAAUGGAUUACUGGCUGUCUUGAGAAGAUUGGACAUUCCAUGGGAAUCAAUCAAGCGUUAGCCAUGGCACAGAUAUUGCGGGAUGGGAUGGAUUCUCGGGCCUGGAUAUCGCCAGACGGCUCUCCAAUCCAUGACACUCAGUGA